AUGAAUUCUUUAAGAUGCAAUUCAUACAUAGACUCAUUUGAAGGCACUUUAGGCUGGGAACAAAAGCUACUGCCCCUUUUAAUCGAAAAUCCAGCUUGUGGGAUCCCGAAAGUAAAAUUACCAAAAAUCAAAAAAUCAAAUAGAUCGAAAACCCCAAAUGGCAGAGUCAAAAGUAGCCAGGGCAGAAAUAUAAUUGAAAAAAACGACUCUUCCCCUACAAAUAAUGUGGAUUUACAUAUAAAUAUAUUAAAAGUCGAAGAAUUGCUAUCAAAUGAAGUAAAAAGCCCAAGGCAAGAGUUUCAUAUAACCUGGAAAAAACUCCGCCCAGCAGCAGAAAACUUAAUAAUAGAGCCUGAUUUAUACUUUUUGAACCCAAAAAAGCUAAACCCACUAACCAAAGCAGUGCAUAAAACUACUAAAAGAAUCCAAAUCCACAGAAGAUUAGACGCAACUAACAAAUGCGUCAUUGUUAUUAAUUUUGAGGGAGUUAUAGGAGAUGUGUUUAAGCACAAUAUUUGAGACAUUGAGCCAGCAAAGUUAUAUAUGAGGAGACAAGCGAUUAAAGGUAUCAAAGCACUGAUAAAGGAGUAUCAGGUUGUGUUAUUUGUCAAUUCGUCUAGAGUAAAAGUGUCAAGUCUGAUAGAGUAUUUUUCAAUGAAAAAUAUGUACUUUAUAAGAAAAAGCUAGGCUUUACUGAGGAUUUUUGUGACUAUUUUAUAUAGAAAAUAAGAAAAUAAGGGCUGAAGACUGUUUAUAAGCUUUAUAGAGGGAUAAAAUUUGAUGGAGUUUAUAGAGCUUUAACUAUUUAUGACUAUAUAAAAGACCAAAAAUUAAAAAAAAGCAACGCAAUAUGUCAGAAUUUGUUAAAAUCUCCAGAAACAUUACAAAAUUAUAGACAAAUUUCUAUUGAUUUUGGAAUCCAAAAUCAAGUCGCUGAAAAAAUGCUUGUAAUUGCAAGCACAUCUUUAGAUUCAGCAGAGUUAAAAUAUUCUUCAGGAACAGAUUUGCUAUUCAGAAAAGGAGAAAAUCGGCAUUUUCAGUGUUUAUGUAAAGGUAUUCCAACUGAGUCGAAAUCAGCUUCUCCUUUGCCUAUCACUUUAAUAGUCCCCGAUCCAAGAGCUAACCCUUCAUAUUUGAGCAUUUCAUUUAACCAAAUAACAAAAUCAUUGACUUCUCUUAGUAAUGAGCCUAUCCAAUCUUGAUUGAAUAUCACAAAUACACAAAACAGCAAAGGAAAAAUAAAACUUGAAGUAAUUGAAACCUCAUUUUUUCAAUAUGCCUUAGGUCUAAAAAGAUUUAACACAACCUCAACGCAGGUAAACAAUUAUCUAAACGAAAAAAUCCCAAAAAAUAAUAACAUUCAUACAAGUUUUAAUGGAGGCACUAAUAAAAAGCAGAAAAUUAGCUCGAUAAACAAACUCAAAGAUAAAAAUAUAUGUAAGUGUCCGAGUGAUAUUAAAAAAGAAUGCUUAUUAGAAGAAUAUAAAACUUGCAAUACAGAAAAAUUCUUUUUAGACUAUUUAGUAAAUGGAAAAGAAAUACCGAGUAUGUUUAUGAAAAACACAUUUAUAGUUUUAAAGCCAAAAAAGCUGAAAUUUCCUUAUAGAAUAAUACAAGAAGAAAUAAAGGCAAAAAAUUCGCACCCAAAAGUGCCGAAAAUAUAA
This is a messenger RNA of Blepharisma stoltei, 1664 nucleotides long. NCBI's taxonomy places the organism in Eukaryota, Ciliophora, Heterotrichea, Heterotrichida, Blepharismidae. The record is from the annotation of a GenBank genome assembly.